This is a messenger RNA of Grosmannia clavigera kw1407, 2814 nucleotides long. RefSeq names its product aaa family ATPase. Lineage: Eukaryota; Fungi; Ascomycota; Sordariomycetes; Ophiostomatales; Ophiostomataceae. Gene Ontology annotation, molecular function: ATP hydrolysis activity; ATP binding. The record is from RefSeq and is a predicted model, not a curated record. The transcript is spliced from 8 exons. Bases 1 to 2814 code for a protein of 937 amino acids.
AUGAGCAGCGACACCACCGAAGAAUCCUCCACCAAGACUUCGGGUGCUUCCUCUCUGGCACCUAGCACGGCAUUGUCUCUCGAAACCAGCGUGACUUUGGCCGUGUCUAUUGAUGACAAUGAUGCAUCUCCACCGCACUUGCCCGGCUCGUCCGAGGAGAGCCAGCACCCGGUGGAUCCUAAAGUACCGGGCAAGAGUGAUGGUAUCCGCGACGAGCCUGAGGCAAAUGUAGCGGAACCCACCAGAAGUGAGAUCGAAGCUCGUUUUGCGACCCUUCGCAGGAAGUUACGCUAUGGCGAUUACAUAAGCGAAUCGCGCCUCUUUGACGACGACGACAAGGCCACAUUUCUUCUCAAGUCCAUGAGAUCGGUGCAGUGGAUUCACGAAGCUCUCACCGCCCUGAACACAAAGAAAGAGCCCGAGGAGCCCGAGCCGACAGUGCGUCUUAUCGCUACCCCGGAGGCCAAGCAUUUGACAUGGAAAGAAUGGGAGGCGUCGUCGGGAUCUAACAGUGUGCCGCACUCGGCCUUGUACAUCUUGUCUGAAGAACCCAAUUCCAUGGCCAAGCAGCUACCGUCGCGCAUCCGCAUUUGUUCGUUGGCGGCCAAAAGGAUUAUCGACACGAUGUUUGACGACAAUAUACCUUGGAGCAGCAACUGCCCGAUUGUACUUCUGCGUCCAUAUAAGCUGCUGACUUAUUACGACCAGAAAAUUCGAGAUCGUCUGUCCGAGCUUGAAAAGUCCUGCAGCGACCAUCUCCAACAGACGGCCGACGAGAAGGAGGCCGAGAUUGAGACUGGCGGUCGCUUCGAAAUCGAAGGAACGCAGAUCUUUGCUACGGGCACAAACUGGAGCACCCUCACGCUGAAAGAAAAGCAGGAGGCUGCCAAGGACCUGCGCGUCGUGGUAUCGUUUAUGGACGAGUACCUUGCACCGCUGGCGCCUUCGGGACUUCUGUUCAGGGCCGAACGCCUUGUACGCUUCAGCGAACUCUGGCACUUCUUGAUUCCUGGCAGCCUAGUUUACGUCCGCGACCGGACCGUUCCGCAGAAGAUCUGGAAGGUGCUGCAGGGAUCUGGUGGCCGCAGGCCUUUGUCCACCAAUUCGGACUCUGCUGAUGCGCUGGCGUUGGGCGCUCGCUGGCUCCGAGAGAAGCGCAACCCGUUCAGUCUGGACUGCUACUAUAUCGAUUACGACGGCACCGACUUUGUGCGCGUCAUCCGGACCUUCACCAUCGAGGAGUUCCCUGAUGCGCAGCAGGCAAAGUUGCUCCAGAUCCUACCGAUCUCAAUCGCGGAGCAGGAGGGGCUCGUCAAGGAAAGAGACCUGAUGGAGAGGGGGAAGGCUUUCAUAAAAUGCGCGACUAUGCCCUACAAGUACAUGUACUACCGCGGCCGGAGUCUGAGCCAUGCCCCCAAUGGGGACGUGUUGACACGGCCUUUUCCAGGAAGCCUCGGGAGCAUCGCGGUGCUCUCCGAUUUCAUCGAGAGUCCUGUAGUGGUGGACUUUGAGAGAUGCCUUCAGCUCGUACCGGACUGGAGCCCGACAAGGUCGACCGAGGAGCUGCUCAAGGGACCGGAGAACGAAUUGAAUGGCGACGGAGCCGACGAUAAUAUAGAAGACGACCGCGUCUGGGAUGUUCGCAUGCUGAAGGAAAUACUACCAAAGAAGGAGGCAUGGGAAGAUCUUCAGAUCAACCUUUCGCACAAAAAGGUCAUCGAGUCGCUGAUGCGGUCUCAUUUCGAGAAGAGCAAGUCGCAGCGCCGUCAGUUUGACCUGAUCCAGGAUAAGGGCAAAGGCCUCAUCAUACUGCUGCAUGGUGUUCCCGGGGUCGGAAAGACCUCCACUGCAGAAACGGUGGCAGAGUAUUACAACAAACCUCUGCUGCCGAUCACGUGCGGCGAUUUGGGGCUCACCCCACAGGACGUUGAGAAAAACCUGCAAAAAUCGUUCGCGCUUGCCCAGGCAUGGCAGUGCGUCCUCCUGCUGGACGAGGCGGAUGUGUUCCUGGCUGAAAGAAGUCGCGACAGCAUCGAGAGGAAUGCUCUGGUGUCCGUCUUCCUACGCGUCCUCGAAUACUACGAGGGAGUCCUUUUUCUUACGACCAACAAGGAUAGGAGACCGGAGUUCAAGCCGGUGUGGAAUGGCCGGCAGAUCCGCAACGCCUUCCAGACCGCCGUCGCGCUCGCCGAAGUCCAGCAGAAAGUGGGGAUGGGAAUCAAGGUGACAGAGUCGCACUUCGAGCAGGUUUCGCUGGUGUCGAACGAGUUUAAUACUUACCUGUGGCGGACGAAGCUGCAGCGUGGUGACGACGUGCUGAAUCUGAAGAAGGGGUACCGCGACGACACGUUCCGGGACACAGUGCCGUCCUAUGCAAACGAUGGCUACGCGAACAAUCUCGCGAUGGCGACCAUGCAGAACUUCACACCGCAGGCUACAGGCGCUCCCGGUCCGAGCUACCCAGUUUCGAGCAUGCCCAUAUGGGGUAGCCACAGGCAGGAUGGCAGUGGGCAGCCAGCGCAGGCUAACAAUGCCUCUUUCAUGCCUGGCUUCUCUCCCUUUGGAACUCAGCAGCCGCCACAGCAGCAGUCAUCGUUUCAGGCGUCGGGAUACCAGCAACAGCCAGCACAAACAUCGGUCUAUGCUCAGUCCGGCCAGCAGCAGCAGCAGCAGCUGCCGGCCAGCUACGGCAACGCGGGAGGACAGAGUUUUGCCGGUGGCGGUCCCGCGGGAUCGGGGGCCCUACAGCAGGGACAAAAUCAAGGCUUGCCUUCACAGCAGUCCUUGUAUAACCAUCAUGGCUAUUCUGGAUGA